AUGCACUACGCUCCUAACCUUCCGCAAAUUGCCAACCGGUAUGCGUCUGCUCAUGCCAAUCCUCAGGGCGCUGGCGAUGCGCGCCCCACGGCCUUCCAAAUCAUCCAAGAUGAGGGCCUCGUCGGCAAGCUACGCCACAAGGUAGCAUUGGUAACUGGAGGGACCAACGGCAUUGGUCUUGAGCUUGUACGCACCUUGGCAAAGACGGGCAUGCGAGUCUUCUUUACGGCCCGCGAUCCUGUCAAAGGCCAAAAGGUGAAGGAGAAGCUUCAGAGCGAGGACGCUCUCUUUAAGCUUGAGGUUGUCGAGAUGGAACUCAAGAGCUUAGAAAGUGUCAAGGCUGGCGCGGAGUUCGUCUUGAGCAAGACCGACAGACUUGACGUCCUCAUGAACAAUGCGGGUAUUGCGGCGACGCCUCACGGGUUCACGAAGGAAGGCUUCGAACAACAAUUCGGUGUCAACCACGUGGCGCAUUUCUACUUGUUUCAGCUUCUCAAGCCGCUACUUCUGAACACCGCAGCAACUCAUGGUGUGAACGUUCGCAUCGUUUCGACGGCUAGCACUUCGCACACAGCGUCGACGGUGCUCCCCGAGAACAACUACGACACCGCCAACCCCAACGGCAAGGGCUAUGAGCCCGGUGUGUCCUAUGCCCACUCCAACACAGCCAAGAUCUGGUUCUGCAACGAGCUGGAGCGGCGCUAUGGUUCCAAGGGUCUGCAUGCAAUUAGCAUUCAGCCGGGCGGGUUUACCAGUGGGCUUAUGGACUCUUCUGAAGAGCACAGUAAGGUGAUGCUGAACAAGAUGAUCCAAAUGCCACACAUCAAGAAGAUUUGGAAGAGCGUCGAGCAAGGCGCGGCUACGAACACACUUGCAGCUGUCGGCAAAGAGUUUGAUGGUGUCGGAGGAAUCUAUAUGGAGGACUGCGGUGUGAGCAAGCCUAUCCCGGAUGAUCUGCAUUGGGCAGGCUACGGUUUCAAGUCCUGGGCGUUUGAUGAGGCAGGCGAGAAGAAACUGUGGAUAGAUUCUCUGAAAAUGGUUGGGUUGGAAGACGACCAGUAG
Colletotrichum siamense is the source of this 1062-nucleotide messenger RNA. It is a transcript of the gene WWOX-0, whose product is annotated as WW domain-containing oxidoreductase. The coding region runs from base 1 to 1062 and encodes 353 amino acids. The transcript has 2 exons. The record is from RefSeq and is a predicted model, not a curated record. Lineage: Eukaryota; Fungi; Ascomycota; Sordariomycetes; Glomerellales; Glomerellaceae.